CAUGCCCAUACAUUAAGAUCAAAACUUCCGGGGAAUAGCAGACCACGCAUUUGAAGAUGGCUGACUACUGGAAAUCCAAUCCCAGGAAGUUUUGUGAAUACUGCAAAUGUUGGAUUGCUGAUAAUAAACCGAGUAUAGAUUUCCAUGAAAAAGGAAAGCGACACAAAGAGAAUGUGGAGAAAAAGAUUGAUGAGUUGCGUAAGAAGGGGGUUGCGGAUGCCAAAAAGAAACAGUUUGAAGAAGAUGCAUUCAAGGAAAUGGAAUUGGCUGCUUUGGAAGCAUUUAAAAAAGAUCUGAUAGAUAAUCCUGACUUAGCAAAGCAACCUACAUAUAAUAAAUGA
Molecule: messenger RNA, 341 nt
Organism: Lingula anatina
Lineage: Eukaryota; Metazoa; Brachiopoda; Lingulata; Lingulida; Lingulidae
Product: WW domain-binding protein 4
Biological process (GO): mRNA splicing, via spliceosome
Cellular component (GO): precatalytic spliceosome; nucleus
Molecular function (GO): RNA binding; zinc ion binding; protein binding
Source: RefSeq, a predicted model, not a curated record